Fraxinus pennsylvanica is the source of this 345-nucleotide messenger RNA. Lineage: Eukaryota; Viridiplantae; Streptophyta; Magnoliopsida; Lamiales; Oleaceae. The record is from the annotation of a GenBank genome assembly.
AUGUUUCAUAAUGAGCUUUUGCAACGAGCUAUUGAGGAGUUGAAGAUUGAUUAUCCAAAUACUGUUAUUAUCUAUGACGAUUAUUACAAUGUGUUCACAUGGGUCCUAUCUCAAGCGCGAUUUCACGGAUUUGAUUUGAAUUCAGUACAAAAAGCUUGUUGUGGAGCUGGAGGGUCUUAUAACCUUAAUCCGAGGAAGAUGUGUGGUGCUCCAGGGAUUUUUGCCUGUCCUAAUCCGUACAGUUAUAUUAGCUGGGAUGGGAUUCAUCUUACUCAACAUGCACAUAAAUUAAUGGCGGAAUGGUUGAUACGAAGCAUCUUUCCUCAGUUGCAAUUCCAAAUUUAA